Dissoconium aciculare CBS 342.82 is the source of this 1533-nucleotide messenger RNA. RefSeq lists its product as uncharacterized. Lineage: Eukaryota; Fungi; Ascomycota; Dothideomycetes; Mycosphaerellales; Dissoconiaceae. The coding region runs from base 1 to 1533 and encodes 510 amino acids. The record is from RefSeq and is a predicted model, not a curated record. The transcript is spliced from 3 exons.
AUGUCAGGCCUCAAGAAAGACCUCAAGGUCACUGUCCUGCCAAGAACUUCCGAAGAAUCAACAUCCUCAACACAAUCACAUAUCAAAGCACCAUCACUCAAGUCGCCGCGCACCGCACGAUUUGCAGAGGCCACUGCUGUUCACUCUCCCAUCGAACCGUCUCCAGCAGCACUACCCUUUGGGCGAGAGAAGACAGUACACCUGAUGGCGCAACCUCAGGUCUCUGACGUCGGCUUCGGCUAUGUCAACAAGCACGAAUCCGUCGAGAUGCCCGACACCGAGUACCGACCACCUGUCGUUGCUAGAGCGCUCCGAAGUCCCACGAUGCCCUUGAAGAGCGCCAUGAAGACUCCUGGUGCGCCGCCACGAGACUUUGGUGAGGCGAUUCUCAGCCCGACCUUCAAGGAGGAGCAGAUCGUCGAGAAGACCGAAAAGUUCACCGAGAAUCAGCAAGUCAAGGACGUGGUAUGUAUCAUCGCCUCCCAUCUGCCAACCUGGCACAAAGUCAAAACUCGCGUCCGUGUUGUAAAGUUCCUCCUGCGUGGUGUCAACUUCUCCUGCGCUUUGGUCGUACUCGGCAUGCUUGGAACGACCAUGGCCGUAUUCAACGCAACCAAGGCUCUGCCUCCACGAAACAACCUUCCUGCCUGGGCUCCUAACCAACAGACUUGGCCCCAGAUUCUUCUGCUCUCCCUCGCUUGCAUCUCUCUCUUCACGACUCUCAUCGUCUUUUACGGCUACUGGAAGGGCGGUCACAAGCAGGCACAGAAGAGUUCCGUCUACUACACUCUGUUCGCCGUCGGCUUCUUCAUCUUCAGUACGGUCAUGUGGGUUAUUGCAACGGUCGCGUUCCAGCACUCCAAGCAAAACGGCAACAACAAAGACAUGUGGGGCUGGGCUUGUGUCGACAAUCCCCGUCACGAUUUGUUCGAGGCCGAUGUCGGUUACAGUCUCCUUUGCCGCCUGCAGAACUGGAGCUUGGUCUGCGCCAUCAUUGAGAUCGUCGUCGAAGUCAUCACCAUCUGCGUCUACGGAGUGAUCUUCUACCGCUUCUACUCGAAGCGUCAACUUCGCAAGACUAUGGAAGUGCGUGACCAGGCUCGCAGCCAGCUUUACAUGGCGCAGAUGCGUACCCAGCCCAACACUCCCGCGCCAUUCAGCCCGCGCGAUGGCGGCUGGCGUGCUCCAUCUGACGAGUCCUUCAACAAGGCUGGUGCCAUGGAGGAGGGCGACGUCCGCUACAUCAGCGCCGACCAGAAGCAUGUCCCGGCACCCUUCAAGCUCCAAGCGCCACCGAUCAAGGUCACCAACGCCACUCCCAAGGUCCAACAACUCGGGUUUACUCCCCUCGACACCAGCGUAUCAGACCGUCCUGCUCCCCGCGUGACCACCGUCACCGAAGCCUCCAUCCAGGAGCAUGUUGCGGCAGCGCCUGGUGAACAGGUCUAUGCGGCAGUGCCUAUUCCCGGUGCGUACGAAGCGCCGCUCUCGCCAGGAUUCGAAAACAGGCACAUGCAAUUCCCGCGGAUGUGA